AUGGAGACCGCGGGUACUACGCGGGAGCAAGUGCGCAAGCGCGCCCUGGGACGCCGGCCUCUGCUCAGCGCAGCUGCCUGGACCCAGACUCUUCAGCACACGUGGGAAUCGAGCUGCCAGGUGUCCACGACCAUGGCGGUGAACCUUUUGGAGGACUGGUGCCGGGGGAUGGAAGUGGACAUCCACAGGUGCCUGUUGGUCACAGGCAUCCCGGAGGACUGUGGCCAAGUGGAAAUUGAGGAGACCUUGAAUGGGGUCCUCUCCCCGCUGGGCCCAUACUUUGUGCUCAACAAGAUUUUUUUGAGGGAAGAGAAUGCCAAAGCUGCCCUCGUUGAGGUAGGCGAGGGUGUGAAUCUGAGGGCCGUACCCCGGGAAUUCCCAGGAAGGGGGGGCAUCUGGAGAGUGGUCAGUAGGGACCCCACCCAGGAUGCUGAGUUUUUAAAAAACCUGAGUGAAUUCCUGGCUGCAGAGGGGCGCACCCGGGAGGAUGUGGUCCGCCUGCUGCAGCUCAGCCAGUCCCCACCACCCCAGAACCGGAAUCAGCCCCCAGACAACUGGGCAGAAGCUUUGGGGGUGCUUCUGGGGGCGGUGGUGCAAAUCAUCUUCUGCAUGGAUGGCGAGAUCCGCAGCCGGGAGGAAGCUAGGGCUCAAGAGGUUGCUGAAGACCAAGCAGUGGCAUCCUUGACUUUGGCAACAGCGAGGAAGGUCAAGAAGGAGCCAGGGUGGGCUGCAGAGGUGGGCUCUGCCUUGAAGGUGGAGAACCUGGACGGCUGGAAUGACGUGGAAGAUGAGGGUGACCCUCUUGAACCUCUGGUUCAAAAGGCUGGAGCUAAGACUUUCCCCAGGAGAAAGAAGCAGAAAAAAACUCCCAAGCAGGAACCAGUGCCCUGGAAGAAAUCCAGAGGCAGCCAUUCCCACAGCUCGGCCUUGUUGGAGGAUCCGGAAGCUGAUGACGCUGAAAAUAUGGAGAUGUCAGAAUACAUCAGGAGCAGCAGAAAGCCCUGUGUGAAGCGGGAGGGGUCAGCUUUGAAGAAGGCCCUAGCGAAAUGUGCCUGGAAGUCUCCCAGCAACCCGCCCCACGAUGCCCAGGCAGAAGCUGCGAGCCCUCGAGUUGCCUCUGAGUCAGACCAAGACGGCGGUCCAGAGGGUCCACAAAAGAAGAAUACCAUGGUCUGGGCCGCGGCAAAGAGCCCUGCUCCCACGAGGAAGAAGAAGAAGGUGAGCUUGGGCCCCGUCUCUUAUGUCCUUGUCGAUUCGGAAAACACCAGGAAGAAGCCAGAGAUUCCAAAGAAAGGGCAAGGCUCGAGAAGGGAUGCGUUGGAUCAGAAGGCCCUUCAGAGCCCACAGCCCGCUGAGCCACCAGCCUCAACCCCCCAGGGUCCAAAGGCCAAGCCACAAGGCUCUCCUCAUGCCUCCAGUGGUGAGAAUGACAGCAGAAGUCAUUUGGGUUGUGUCAACAAGCGGCUGAAGGGGGAGGAACAGCACGGGCAGGUGGGGACGGAGGAACCCAAGGGGACAGAGGGUCCAAUGGUCGUUGAGGAGGACCCCAGUGCAGUGGAGGGAGUGGGUAACACACCAGUUGAGGUUUUAGAGGCUGGGAGCCCUGACCCCCCUCCUAGGAGCCCCUGA
Molecule: messenger RNA, 1629 nt
Organism: Aethalodelphis obliquidens (Pacific white-sided dolphin)
Lineage: Eukaryota; Metazoa; Chordata; Mammalia; Artiodactyla; Delphinidae
Gene: PNMA8A
Product: PNMA family member 8A
Exons: 2
Coding region: 1-1629 (542 amino acids)
Source: RefSeq, a predicted model, not a curated record